AGGAUGUGGCACAACUUGAACUUCCAUACAGAGUGCUGGUGAGAGUGCAAAUUGGUUCGUUACCUUGGAAAACUGGCAGUAUUUACUAAAGUAUUUAAACAUACAGUAUGCCUGCCCUGUGACCAACUAAUUUUCAUACCCAACAGAAAUGAGAACUUAGGUCAAAAGUCCUCAAAACACAUUUAUUAGAAUGUUCAUGGCAACUUUAUUUGUAAUAACAAAAAAUUUGAAAUAAUCCAAGUGAACAUCAACAAUAGAAUGGAUACAUGAAUUAUGAUUUAAGCAUAUAAUGGAAUAUAACACAGCAAUGAAAACAACUGCUGUACCACUCAACAACAUAGACAGAUCUCAUUACAAAACAGGCACAGAAGAGUAAUUAUAUUUAUGAUAAGUUUAAGAAUAGGCCAAACUAAUCUACUGAUAGAAGUCUGAAUAGUGGUUAUCUCUGGGGUUGGGGAGUAAUUGGGGUAGGGCAAGAGGGAGCCUUCUGGAGUAUUAGAAAUACUGGUAUGUAGGGCGGCGCCUGUGGCUCAGAGGGGUAGGGCGCCAGUCCCAUAUGCUGGAGGUGGCGGGUUCAAACCCAGCCCAGGCCAGAAACUGCAAAAAAAAAAAAAAAAAAGAAAUACUGGUAUGUAGCUGGGCGCAGUGGCUCACGCCUGUAAUCCUAGCACUCUUGGAGGCUGAGGCGGGUGGAUUGCUUGAGCUCAUGAGUUUGAGACCGGCCUGAGCAAAAGCAAGACCCCCAUCUCUACUAAAAUUAGAAAAACUGAGGCAAGAGGAUUGCUUGAGCCCAAGAGAUGGAGGUUGCUGUAAGCUUUGAUGCCAUGGCAUUCUACUGAGGGCAAAAAGCUUGAGACUGUCUCAAAAAAAAAAAAAUAAUAAUAAUAAUGAUAAAGAAAGAAAAAAGAAAUACCGGCAUGUGUCUAUCAUGAUUGGGUGGUGGUUACACAGGUGUAUACAGGUAUACAAAUUAAUUAUGCUUUACAGUUAAGAUUUAUGCUCUUUACUGUGUGUAACUUAUACCUCAAUUUACAAAGCAAAAAAGAGGAAUCAAUGUAGAGAUACCCCUGUAAGCAACCUCAGGGGAUGUUCCUUCCUGGGAGAGAGUCAGGAGGAGAGGACAGGCACAGGCAUCUCAGUCUGGGGGGAAGAAGUCACUAAACCAGUGGCAGAUGCAUCAUCGUUAGGCCCAGCCUUGCCUGUUUCUAGAUCCUUGUAUUGCUGAGCCCCAUCUCAAGGGCCCAUCUCCAAAGUAUGCCAAAACCAGUGGAGAAAGAAUUCUUGAAGGUAUGGUGGUUCCUAAGCCUCUUCCCUUCUCCUCAGUAUUACUUGGCACAAUGGUGUGGACACAGCAGGUAUUUUUUUUUUUUAAGAGACAGAGUUCCAUUAUGUCACCCUCAGUAGAGUGCCAUGGCGUCAUCUCACAGCAACCUCCAGCUCUUGGGCUUAGGUGAUUCUCUUGCCUCAGCCUCCCAAGUAGCUGGGACUACAGGCACCCGCCACAACGCCCGGCUAUAUUUUGUUGCGGUUUGGCUGGGGCUGGGUUCAAACCUGCCACCCUCCGUAUAUGGGGCCGGCACCCUACUCACUGAGCCACAGGCACUGCCCGACAAAGUAGGUGUUUAAUAAAUGUAUGCUGAAUAGCUCAAUGCAAGAAUGAACUAGAUAGAUGCCUCGUGGAUCUUUUCACUUGGAGAAAUGCACAUGCUUUGCCUGUAGGCUGUUGCCUCUUGGCACCAAAAGUGGUGAAUGGGAUGAUUUUGCAGCCCCUCAAAAGAGGUGGGGACUUCUCAUCCAACUCAGCCCUGGUGAAGGUGUCCCUGCUGCAACCAGCUCGGGAAAGGGUGGGCAGGUAGCUGAGAAAAUAAAGGCAUGGGGCUGAAAAUCAAGAAACUGGGUUCAAAUCUGGCCCUGUUGCUUUGCAGCAAUGUGGCCCUUAGACAAGUUACUUUACUUCUCUGGUGGUCUCAACUUCAACAUUUAUAAAAUGGGGCAUUUUGCCUGCCUCCAAGGAUGGGAGGGCGAAGAAUGUUUUGGUAGUUGCAAAGCUCAGAGAAGUGGCUUAUCAGGAUUCCUGACUGGGAACCCGGGGCACUGCAUUGGCCUUGCUGCUGAGGAGGUCUCUACUGGUGGACCCGGAUGGGCCAAGGGGCAGAGCUCAGUCAGGUCAGAGACCUCCCCUCUCCUGCAGCCUUCUUCCAUGUCAGUGGAUCUGCAGGGAGACAGCUCCUUACAGGUGGAGAUCUCUGAUGCAGUGAGUGAGCGGGACAAGGUGAAAUUCACUGUUCAAACCAAGAGCUGCCUCCCGCACUUUGCCCAGACCGAGUUCUCAGUUGUGCGGCAGCAUGAGGAAUUCAUCUGGCUACACGACGCCUAUGUGGAAAACGAGGAAUACGCAGGCCUCAUUAUCCCCCCAGCCCCUCCAAGGCCAGACUUUGAGGCUUCCCGGGAAAAGCUGCAGAAGUUGGGCGAGGGGGACAGCUCCAUCACUCGUGAGGAGUUUGCCAAAAUGAAGCAGGAACUAGAAGCGGAGUACCUGGCUAUCUUUAAGAAGACGGUGGCGAUGCAUGAAGUCUUUCUGCAGCGUCUGGCAGCCCACCCUACCCUGCGUCGAGACCACAACUUCUUUGUCUUUUUGGAAUAUGGACAGGAUCUGAGUGUCCGAGGAAAGAACAGGAAGGAGCUCCUCGGGGGCUUUCUGAGGAAUAUUGUGAAAUCUGCAGAUGAAGCCCUCAUCACUGGCAUGUCAGGACUCAAGGAAGUGGAUGACUUCUUUGAACAUGAGAGGACCUUCCUGCUGGAGUACCAUACCCGGAUCCGAGAUGCCUGCCUGCGGGCUGAUCGUGUCAUGCGCUCCCACAAGUGCCUGGCAGACGAUUUUAUCCCUAUCUCAGCUGCACUGAGCAGUCUGGGAACACAGGAAGUCAACCAACUAAAGACGAGCUUCCUCAAACUGGCGGAGCUCUUUGAACGACUGAGGAAGCUGGAGGGCCGGGUGGCCUCUGACGAGGACCUGAAGCUGUCAGACAUGCUGAGAUACUACAUGCGAGACUCACAGGCAGCCAAGGACCUGCUGUAUCGGCGGCUGCGGGCACUGGCUGACUACGAGAAUGCCAACAAGGCCCUGGACAAGGCGCGCACCAGGAACCGGGAGGUGCGGCCUGCCGAGAGCUACCAGCAGCUGUGCUGCCAACGCUUUGAACGUCUCUCUGACUCUGCCAAGCAGGAACUCAUGGAUUUCAAGUCCCGCCGCGUUUCCUCUUUCCGCAAGAACCUCAUUGAGUUGGCAGAGCUGGAGCUCAAACAUGCCAAGGUAAACCCUCUUCACCUCCCUUCUCCAGACCCAGAAAAGCAGCCCCCAACCGAGGCUCAGGGUAUUUUACCAUCUUGGGCCAGGACUCCUCCCAUCUCUUCAUUGGUGGGAAGCACCAAUAAAUGACAACUGUUAUUUCAGGGUAGGGGAAUGGGGAGGGAGAGGGCUGAGCUAUCUAAGGUGGAAAAGACAGCACCCAGUAUCAGGAUGCAGGGAUUUCAAGGCCCUCUUUCCUCUACAGACCAGCACCUUGCUUCUCCGGAACACCCUUGUUGCCCUAAAGGGGGAGCCUUAGAGCAGCCCAAACCUGCUCUGGGACCUUCAGUGACAAGGGCUCUCCCAGGCCUCCCUCCCCAGCAAGAUGCCUCCUUCCCUACCACAGCAGCCACUAGCCUUGCCCUCACCCCACCUGUGUCCUUCCAGGGUAAGCAUGAGCCUCACCCCUCACAAAGUUGCUAGGCUCUGCAAGAGGAAGAGACAGGGCAGCAUGGGUACCACACUUGGCCACAGGUCAGUGGAACCCCAGGAGGCUCAAAACAGCCUCUAAAAUCCCCUCUGGCCUUGAAGAAGUAGCUCAUUUGCUCAGCCAGCCUGUUCUUCACAAAUAAAGAGCCUGGUUUUACAGAAAGGGGGUCUGCUCUUCCUUUUCUCACAGCUAAGGGGCCCACAGAACACACUCUGCCAGGGAAUUGUGAAGACCAGGUCCUGGGGAUACAAAGCAGGGGACCCCUUGUAGUACACUCAGCCCUUUCUCCAGUGGCAGCAGACUUACCAGGGGAAGGUGCAAUUUUUGGAACCCUCAAAUAGUUCACAAGGUUUGCCCCACCCCCUUAAAACCUAACAAACUGCAUAUUUAAUAACCCUGGCCGGCUCAUGCCGAGAUGGGUGGAUGGCCUAAGCUCAUGAGUUCAAGACCAGACUAAGAUAGAGACACCUCCCCCACACCAUCUCUAAAAACAAUAGCUGGGUGUUGUCCAGGGUGGGGGCACCAGCCACAUGCAUUGGGGCAGGUGGGUUUGAA
Molecule: messenger RNA, 4334 nt
Organism: Nycticebus coucang (slow loris)
Lineage: Eukaryota; Metazoa; Chordata; Mammalia; Primates; Lorisidae
Gene: SNX32
Product: sorting nexin 32
Exons: 11
Coding region: 1928-3439 (503 amino acids)
Cellular component (GO): endosome
Molecular function (GO): phosphatidylinositol binding
Source: RefSeq, a predicted model, not a curated record